Messenger RNA from Morone saxatilis (striped sea-bass), 3557 nucleotides. RefSeq names its product cell cycle control protein 50A-like. Gene Ontology annotation, cellular component: endoplasmic reticulum; Golgi apparatus; plasma membrane. The record is from RefSeq and is a predicted model, not a curated record. Bases 186 to 1319 code for a protein of 377 amino acids. The transcript has 7 exons. NCBI's taxonomy places the organism in Eukaryota, Metazoa, Chordata, Actinopteri, Moronidae. Gene Ontology annotation, biological process: phospholipid translocation.
CGUCCCCCUGCGUUGUGGCGUUGUUGUGAGUAAACUUCCCGCAGGAGCUGCCGUCGUUAGCUUCCUUUAAAAUCACGAUAAUGGAUUAAAUCCCCGAAAUAACCCGAAAACGAAUACCAGCGCGGUUCGGUCAUUUCCGCCAGUAGUCGUUAUAUGUUCUCCCCGGCUAACAGCUGCAGCUCAUCAUGAUGGCGUCCAGUUAUAACGCCAAAGACGAGGACGGACACAUCACCGUGUCCGGGCCCGGAGGAGGAGCGGGAGGAGCGGGAGGAGGCGGCGGGUCGCUGCGGAGCAAGAAGCCCGAGAACACCGCGUUCAAACAGCAGCGACUGCCCGCCUGGCAGCCCAUCCUCACCGCGGGGACCGUGCUGCCUGCCUUCUUCAUCAUCGGACUCAUCUUCAUCCCCAUCGGCAUCGGCCUGUACGUGACGUCCAACAACAUCAAGGAGUUCGAGAUUGAUUACACAGGCGUCGACAUGUCCAGUCCGUGCUUCAACUGCUCCCAGAACUUCAGCUGGAACAGCACACGGCCGUGUACCUGCACGGUGCCGUUCUACCUGGAGCAGCCGUAUGAAAGCAACGUCUUCAUGUACUACGGCCUGUCGAACUUCUACCAGAACCACCGUCGCUAUGUGAAGUCCAGAGACGACAGUCAGCUGAAUGGAAACGUGGAUUCCCUCAAGGAACCCAGUAAGGAGUGCGAGCCAUAUGCUAAACAUGACGGCAAGCCGAUUGCGCCAUGUGGAGCGAUCGCCAACAGCAUGUUUAACGACACGCUGGAGCUGUUUUACAACGAUCCCAACGGCACAAGAGUCCAGAUUCCUCUGACCAACACCGGCAUCGCCUGGUGGACCGACAAGCACGUGAAGUUCAGGAACCCUGGAGGCGACAGCUCAAACAUCACAGCCUCUUUCCAAGGCACCUCGAAGCCUGUGAACUGGCGCAAGCCCGUCUACGAGCUGGACACCGCUGCAGACAACAACGGCUUCAUCAACGAGGACUUCAUCGUGUGGAUGAGAACCGCCGCCCUGCCGACCUUCCGCAAACUCUACCGCAUCAUCAACAAGACGAGCAGCAUGGUUCCGACUCUGCCGCGAGGAAACUACACCCUGGAGGUCGUCUACAAUUAUCCCGUUCGCAGCUUCGAGGGCAGGAAGCGGAUGAUCCUGAGCACCAUCUCCUGGAUGGGAGGCAAGAACCCGUUCCUGGGCAUCGCCUACAUCACCGUGGGCUCCGUCUGCUUCUUCCUGGGCGUCGUCCUGCUCAUCAUCCACCACAAAUGCGGCAACCGCAGCAACAGCGCAGACAUUUCCAACUGAGACCCGCCGCCCUCUGGCUCACCUCUGCUGCAGUGAGGGUAGAAACAAGCAUUAAACAGGGUUUUAGGGUUUAAAGUUGCUUGACGGUGCCUGAUUAUUUGCCAAAAUUAAUAGAAAAGUAGCCAAAAAAUGUACAGCCGCAGUCGAUGUCUAACAGCUUUUGACAGCUUUUACUUCCUGGUAACACAAGCAUUAGAGUAUCAGACUGAUGAGUCACAUGAUCAGCUGCCUUUAGAGAGUUUCUAUCAGGUCUGAAACCGUAGAGAUUUAAUCUGAAAACGUUCAGAAUCUGACAGAAACUGGAAAACGACCGCAGUGCUUUACCGGGACCAAACCACGAGGACACGUCAGUCUAAAUACAACACUCUCAUGCCGUACACUGAAAGAGUACACUUUAGUCACUCCUCCUCCUCUUCAUCCCGACUGCAAAACCUUCUUUCAGAAACGACACUGAUAAACAGCCGUUCUAAAACGUAUCACUUAAAGCUUGGCCUCUGACUUUUAUUGAACGAUUGGUUAUAAAAUAAUUAAUCACUGACAUUUACAUUUACAAAAAACUAGACCCUUUCUGUAUCUGCGAUUAAGGAACUGACGUCUCCACUCGACCACAAACACCGGAGAGUAAGCCUCUCUUAGCCGCUAGCUUAGCUAAUGUUACAACACAGGAAGAACACGGGUCUGGAUCUGCACUUUAAGAACCCCCUGCUGUAAAAGAUCUCGUUCUGCACAAAAAGUUGAUUUUGUUUUGGUAAAAAUACCCUACAUUCUCUGCUUCCAGCUUCUCAAAUGUGAAUAUUUACUUGUUGUCUUUGUCUUCUGUGACAUUAAACUGAACAUUUUGACCAUAUGUGUACUGUAAAAAGCAUUUGGAGGUGUGAACUCUGACAUUUAUGGACCUCAUUAACAUUAAUUUGCACAGAAGGGAUGAUUACACCAACUCUUUAACAUACGUGUAGCCUGUGAAUAUUGUAUUAAGACCAUCCAAACCUGUCCUUAAAGGCUGAUUUUACUGCUUUUAAUCAACAGAUAAUAAAACAAAAUGAACACAUGUAUUUAAUGUUUUUCCACUAGAACUUUAUCCUGACAUUACAGAGAGGCCAUUGAAUUAGCAUAUAGCUGUUUAGCAACAAGGAACAUAUAGAUAAUAUAUAACGUUCUGACCCCUGUAGGAUCUCCGGUGCAGUUGAGGUGAGCUGGAGCGUUUCUUUAAGCUGCAUGCUGGUUAGCAGAGACGUUAAUGUGAUUACCGAGCUGCUUGAGCGGCUCGUCUUUGUGCCUCGGCUCGUCUGCGACUUCAACCUUCUUACAAACUAAAAAUUCACGCUUUCACACGCAAGUUCCACAUCGGAGGGAGCACAAAAUGUUUGGGAGCAGCUUCGUUUCUUUGCGUAUUUAAUUUUUAGAAACGUUUGGAGAGCCAGUGUUUGCACACUGUAAAAAAACAAUUUGACAAAACUCAUAAUUUUAACUGAUUUCACGUUUUAGGUCAAACUUUGAAGUUUUUAAAUAAAAUUUAAAACGUUUUUGCUGACCUACCUUUUUUUUUUAUAAUUUACUUUUCUUUUUUGAGUUUUAAAUACAGAAAAUUCAGUAUUUAACUUGAUUGAUUUUUCAUUAUUUUGGUGCUUGGAAAUUAAAUAGUUGCAAUUGAAAAUAUUAAAUUAUAUAUAUGUAUAUUAUCAGUGAAUAUUGCAAUUAUAUAUAUAUUAAAAUAAAUACAGAUUUUCUUUUUUUACGUUAAACUUAGAAAUUCUAGUUUUUCUUAAGAAGAAAAGUAAGUUAUUAUUAGUUUAUUUCUGAACCUAACAGUUUGACUUAAAGCUUUAGUGAAGACAGUUGAAACUAUGCGAGCUCAGGUGGUUUGAGUCUAAAGGUUUAAAAUGUAAAAGAAUCCAGACACGUGCGUAGACACGUGGUCGUAGCUUCGUUCGUGGUCGUUUACAUGCAGUAAUAAUAGAUUAUAAAUGCAGCAUGAUGAAACUACAUGUGAUUUAAUGUGUUUGUUAACAUGUACACUGCUGACAGUGAAUCCAACGCACACGAGUAGUUUACACUCAAAUCCUGCCAUAUUCAGAUUAAUACAGACUGCAUGUGGAAAUACGCUGAGUAAAAAUGUUUUAUUUAUUUUAAUACAUUUCAUCAACAUGAAUUGUUAUUAUGAAAAGCACUGAAUUUCUUUUGAUACUCAUUUGUGUUGUAUUGUUGCUUUAAAAAAAUAAAUUUGUCAUUUAAAUUAAA